GAACCCAGGCCAGCUGGGUUGUUGUGGAGGUCGCACAAAUCCAAUCCAGACAGUAGGAGCAGUGAAAAACAAGCUUCGGCAACUUCCUAGAAAAAGGAAAUGUGGAAGACAACCCUUAUUCCCACUUGUAGCUCAGUGGAUUGGUGGCUGGCGUGGACAUCCACCAUAUUUAUAACAUCUUUUCCAUUUUCAUCACCUUUUCAAACAAACAAAUACAAAAGGAUUUAAAUGAAAAAAUAGAUAAAAAAAAAAUAAUAAACACCCAGCCGGAACCCAAUUUCGCAGCCACCGCCUCCUGCCGAAGUUAACCACCACCACCGCCACCGCCAUUGAAUUCGGAGGAGUCCGAUUCAUUCAGCAAGAAGAGAGACAGAGAGAGAUGGCGAUGAAAGAUGAGUUCAUGGGGCAAAUUGGCGGCAACCUAAUACUUGAGGGGGUAAACAGUAGUUGAGAGUUGCAGAGAGAAAGUGGUGGUACUUUCGAGAGCUAUCACUGAAGAUCAGAUCAGAUCAGCUCUUAACAGGUGCAGUAAUUACAUUGCGACUUCCUUAAUUACCAAGUUACCAUUACAUUACCAUCUGUUUGGUUACCAAGAAAAUAUUUCAAGUCUUAUCAUUUCUGAUCUUCGCUAGAGAAAGAUGUAAUCUUGAGUAGAUAAUCUUUAGUGGGGUUGAUUGUUUCGUUUCCCUGAUCGAAUACAGUUAUACUUGAACCUUUUCAUCUAGGAUCUGUUUGUUUCCAUAAAGCAAGCGUUGAAGAUAGGAUUGGUGAAUUACCAUUACCAAUGGGUUCGAUAUCAGACCAUCAAGCAAGCGUUGAAGACAGGAUCAGUGAAUUACCUGAUACGAUCCUUUGUCACGUUCUUUCUUUCCUUGAAACGGUACAUGCUGUCAGAACCACCGUUUUGUCUACGAGAUGGAACAACUUAUGGACUAAAGUUCCUAAUCUACACUUUGAUUAUUAUCCAAGUUUCUCUCCUAAAUAUGAAGAUGAAGAUGCAGAUGUAUGUCGCAAUCAUUUUAUGACUUUCGUUGAUCGUGUACUUUUCUUUCGUGACUCAUCAAAAAUCCAAAACUUCACUCUCAGCUGUUUCGAAGAAUCUGAUUUCACUCGAAUUGAUGGUUGGCUUUGCACUGCCACCAGGCGUAAUGUUGUUAAACUUGAUUUUGGUCUUCAUAAUAUUUGUAAGUAUGACCGCAGGGUUACUUUUUCGUUUCCUCAAAGCCUUUUCAAGUGCAAGACAUUGGAGGUUUUGAAGCUUUCUUCAAACUGUACUACUUACUAUCCUCCUACAUCAGGGUGUUUUCCAAGUCUCAAAUUCCUCCAUAUUACACUUCAUAAUUCUCAUGAUACCUCUGCCGGACAGCUCAUUUCUUGUUGCCCUCUACUUGAAGGGUUGACUAUUGAUGGACAUGUUGGCACUCGUGGAGAUUCUGUGGAUGUUCAUUUCAACAUUUCUGCUUCUAAAUUGAAGACUUUGACAAUAAGUUUGUCAGCUUAUCCCACAAGUCCUUACAAUGUUUUAAUUAAUGCUCCAAAUCUGAAAAGCAUUAAUCUUAGCCAUAAUACUGUGGCCUAUUACUCUUUCGAGAAUGUAAGCUCUCUUGUCAAUGCCAAUAUUGUUCUCGAAGCCUGUCAAGAAAAGGAACGAAGUACUGUCUUUGCCAAUCGUGUCAUUGCGCUUAUGGGAGCAAUUUCCAAUGUUAAACAUCUUUCUCUUUCAGGCGAAUGUGCAGAAGGUUGUUGUCAUCAAUACUUCCUCCCAGAAUACUUCCUCCCAGAGGAGUUGGUUCUGCAGGAUUGCUGUUUCUGGGAUGUGCUACCAGCAGUGCUCCAGAUAUCACAUAAUCUACAACAUCUUGUCUUGGAAGAUAGCACCGAAUUUAGGUCAAGGUUCCCAGAGCAUCAGUGGUAUCCACCAGAAUGUGUGCCUGUUUGUUUGUUUCGGCUGAAGACUAUCUCCAUACGGAGAUUCCAGGGACGACAUGUUGAAAUGGCAGUGGCAAAGUAUUUAUUGAAGAAUUGUAAAGUUUUGAGUAAAAUGGCAAUAUAUGCAGGUCAUGGGAUUACAGAAGAGAAGAAGUUACACCAGGUAUUUGCCAUGUUUGAAAGGGGCUCAACGACUUGUGAAGUUGAAAUCAUUGAAGCGUAAUUUGGUUUCUUCAAGCACUUUAUAUUCAAAGUGCAUUUGAGAUUUGGCACAAAUCCAUUUUCGAGUUUGUAACGGCAUGAACUAUUGUGAAAGAAGAUAAGUGAAUCGCUUUGAUUUUUGCAGAUGCUUGUUUACGGUUGUGUAGAUUCCUUAUCAAGGGUGAGUUGCAGAUAUUUGCGGCUUUAAGCUUUUUUCAGUUGCUUUGCUUUUCAUAUUUUUCCGGCAAUGCAAUGCAAUUGAACAGGAAAGGAAGUAUGAUUCUAAUUUGAUAGCACAGUUGUUUCAGGUAGCAUGAUGUUCUUUUACUUUCCUGUUCAAUUGCAUUGCCUUGAUGAGCUCAUUAAGAAUGAUUCUAAUUUGAUAGCACAGUUGUUUCAGGUAGCAUGAUGUUCUUUUACUUCAAUUUAUUUUUCUGGUUUUUAGCAGAUGCUAUCUUUCUUAGAAAUUAAUGUUUUGUACAUCUUGGUUGCUAGUAAUGAUAGUUUAGCUGCUCUUUUUAGUUGCGUAUUUUGUUCGCUAUAAUUUGGUAUAUAACAAGGUAUGUUUCUUGUCUCAUGGCCAUUUUUCAGAGGUUGGAGCAGGGGCUGAAAGUUGUUUGCGUGUUUAAGGGUUGGUUGGCUUGCGAGGAACUCAAAUGUAAUGAUAUUUGUUACAUUUUUAGAUUCUUAGAUUUGGUUGAGUUCAUUUUUAUGGGAAGAAAAAAUGUAUUAGGAAUUGUUUUCAUUAUCAGUAUGAAUAAUUUUUUUACCGGUGGUAUUACUAUUUGAUUUUAUUUUGUAAUA
Pyrus x bretschneideri (Chinese white pear) is the source of this 2934-nucleotide messenger RNA. Its product is annotated as F-box/LRR-repeat protein At3g58900. The transcript has 3 exons. The record is from RefSeq and is a predicted model, not a curated record. Gene Ontology annotation, molecular function: protein binding. The coding region runs from base 785 to 2152 and encodes 455 amino acids. NCBI's taxonomy places the organism in Eukaryota, Viridiplantae, Streptophyta, Magnoliopsida, Rosales, Rosaceae.